AUGGAUCCUGAACGGAUCUCUGUGCAAAACGUUAUGCGCGUUUUCCAGAAUAAAGCGAUCACUGUUAUUUCAGCCACUGUAUUCACCUUGCAAAACAACUGCCCCUAUACGGUAUGGCCCGGUACACUUUCCGCCAAAGGUGCCGCCAUCUCAGGGGAUGGCGGCUUUUCAUUAUCCCACGGUGCAUCCGCCAGCCUACCAGCUCCUUCCGGUUGGUCUGGCCGGUUCUGGGCAAGAACCGGAUGCACUUUUGACAAUUCCGGUAACGGAAAAUGCAUCACCGGCGACUGCGGUGCACUAAAAUGCACUGGCGCUGGUGUACCGCCAGUGAGUCUAGCAGAAUUCACCAUUGCCAAAAGCAACAAUGAGAAAGACUUUUACGAUCUUAGCCUUGUGGAUGGAUACAAUGUGGGUGUCGGUAUACAGACUUCUGGUGGCUCCGGUGACUGUCAAUACGCCAGUUGUAUCGCCGACGUGAACGGAAACUGUCCGAAAGAGUUACAGGUCUUGGAUAAUUCUGGUAAGGUUGUGGCAUGUAAGAGUGCUUGUGCGCAGUUUAACAAGCCGGAAUAUUGUUGCACCGGCGAUCAUGCAACGCCACAAACUUGCCAACCGACGCAUUAUUCUCAGUUGUUCAAGAACGCGUGUCCUACUGCUUAUAGUUAUGCAUAUGAUCAUGCUUCCAGCACCUUUACUUGUUCUGGUUCAGACUACUUGAUCACGUUUUGCCCAAGCAGUUCUUGA
Molecule: messenger RNA, 744 nt
Organism: Nicotiana tabacum (common tobacco)
Lineage: Eukaryota; Viridiplantae; Streptophyta; Magnoliopsida; Solanales; Solanaceae
Source: RefSeq, a predicted model, not a curated record